This is a messenger RNA of Phaethon lepturus (White-tailed tropicbird), 1944 nucleotides long. Its product is annotated as tetratricopeptide repeat protein 30B-like. The record is from RefSeq and is a predicted model, not a curated record. NCBI's taxonomy places the organism in Eukaryota, Metazoa, Chordata, Aves, Phaethontiformes, Phaethontidae. Gene Ontology annotation, cellular component: intraciliary transport particle B; axonemal microtubule. Gene Ontology annotation, molecular function: protein binding; intraciliary transport particle B binding. Gene Ontology annotation, biological process: intraciliary transport. The annotation marks the transcript as partial. The transcript has a single exon.
CGGCUCUACCAGGCGCAGGCCCUCUACAAGGCCGGGCUCUACGCCGAGGCCCUGCGGGCCGCCAGCCCGCUGCUAGACCUCCCUGCCUACCAGGGCCGGGCCCUGCGCCUCCAGGCAGCUAUUCGCUAUGCCCAGGGCGACCUCCCGGCGGCCAAGAGCCUGGUGGAGGAGGCGCUUGGCGCUGCUGUGGACGGCGGCCCUGGAGCAGCUGAGGACCCCUCAGAGCGGGCUGAUGCCGAGAUCAACCUGGGCUGCCUGCUGUACCGGCAGGGGCGGCACGAAGAGGCCAGUGGCAAGUUUGCCGGCGCCAUGCAAGUGUUGGGUUACUGCCCUGAGCUCUCCUACAACAUGGCGCUGUGCUGCUACGUGGCCAAGCAGUACGCCCCUGCCCUCAAACACAUCUCCGAUAUCAUAGAGCGCGGCAUCCACCAGCACCCAGAGCUCAGCGUGGGCAUGACCACUGAGGGCAUUGAUGUCCGCAGUGUCGGCAACACUCUGCUCCUGCACCGCACAGCCCUGGUGGAGGCCUUCAACCUCAAGGCGGCCAUUGAGUACCAACUGCACAACUUGAAAGCGGCCCAGGAGGCGCUCACAGAUAUGCCACCCAGGGCUGAAGAGGAGCUGGAUCCAGUCACACUGCACAACCAAGCACUAAUGAACAUGGACAGCCAGCCCACUGAAGGCUUUGAGAAACUGCAGUUUCUUCUGCUGCAGAACCCCUGUCCGCCAGAAACUUUUGGAAACUUGCUACUCCUCUAUUGCAAGCAUCAGUACUACGACCUGGCAGCUGAUGUGCUGGCAGAGAAUGCCCAUCUGACCUACAAACUGCUCACACCUUACUUGUACAACUUUUUGGAUGCCAUUAUUACUUGUCAAACUGCCCCUGAGGAGGCUUUCCACAAGCUAGAUGAUUCAGCAGGGGCGCUGACUGAGCAGCUGAGAAAACUCACAAAGCAGGUACAGGAAGCUAGGCAAAAUUGGGAUGAUGAAGCUGUAAAAAAGGCAGUUAAUGAGUAUGAUGAGACUCUGGAUAAAUAUGUACCUGUUCUGAUGGCCCAGGCAAAGAUCUACUGGGACAUGAAGAAUUACACAAUGGUAGAAAAGAUUUUCCGCAAAUCUGUGGAGUUCUGUAAAGAACACGAGGUGUGGAAGCUCAAUGUGGCUCACGUGCUCUUCAUGCAGGAGAACAAGUAUAAAGAAGCUAUUAGCUUCUAUGAGCCAAUAGUUAAAAAGCACUAUGACAACAUUCUCCAUGUCAGUGCCAUCGUGUUAGCUAACCUCUGCGUUUCCUACAUCCUGACAAGCCAGAAUGAAGAUGCAGAGGAACUGAUGAGGAAGAUUGAGAAGGGAGAAGAGCAGCUGUCCUAUGACAAUCCUGAUAAAAACAUCUACCAUCUUUGCAUUGUCAAUCUAGUCAUUGGUACCCUCUACUGUGUGAAGGGAAACUAUGACUUCGGUAUUUCAAGGGUCAUUAAAAGCCUGGAGCCAUAUAACAAAAAACUGAGCACAGAUACAUGGUAUUACGCUAAACGGUGUUUCCUGUCUUUGCUGGAGAACAUGUCUAAGCAUAUGAUCAUGCUACGUGACAGCGUUAUUCAAGAGUGCAUUCAGUUUCUGAAGCAGUGUGAGCUGUAUGGAAGAAACAUCCCAGCUGUCAUUGAGCAACCCCUUGAAGAGAAGAGAAUGCACAGUGGAAAAAAUACAGUUACCUACGAAGCCAGGCUUUUGAGGGCACUGAUGUAUAAGAUCAUUGGGUGGACUGCAUAAGUGGUGUUCCUGUACAGUAGAAAUGAGAACUUUGUGUCUGUUCUUUUCUUACGCUUGUGAGAUGAUCCUCACCCUGGUAGUCCACAGUGGCAUGGGUUUUUCUUGACUGCUUACCUUUAAAGAUUUUGUCCUGUAUUUUAACAACAUUCAGUGGAAAAUAGAAUAUUUGCCUGAAAU